UGCUCUAAGGAUUCUCUAGGGACUUACGAGCUAAUAAUGCUUAGGGAUUUCGUGACCUGAAGAACUCGUUAAUCCUGUGCUUCCAGAAUCUCAUUCUAAGCCAGGACCUUCUGUCACAUCCCAAGUUACAGGCAGUUUGAAAGCUCUGCUAAGCAACCAUUCCGCUGGGCCUUUGGGGAUCCCACGAGGUACUACUUAGGGGUUCUUCAGUAACUUUGACCAGGAUGUAUUUCCUUCUUGGCACUAUGCCCCGGGUAGUACUCUGAGGGUCUUUCUUUCUGAACAACAGCAUCAAGGCAAGCCACGCCAUGGGUGACAUCAGCCAAGAGGCCGUGGAGAAGUAUCUCGAGGACAACCCUCAGUUUGCCAAGGAGUACUUCGACAAGAAGCUGCGGGUGGCGGCGCCAGGAGAAACCUCUGAGCACAGCGGGGCCUUCCCGGGGCUGACAGCGGCGGAGGAGGCGGCCCUCUGCGCGGAGCUGCUGCUGCUGGUGCAGGAGGAGACGGGCAGCGCCGAGCUGACGGCGCACAGGGCCCUGCAACGGCUGGCGCAGCUGCUGGGGGCCGACCGCUGCAGCAUGUUCAUAUGCCGGGCCCGCAACGGCACCCCCGAGGUGGCCUCCAAGCUACUCGAUGUCACCGCGACCUCCAAGUUUGAGGACAACCUGGUGGUCCCUGACAGAGAAGCUGUGUUUCCAUUGGACAUCGGGAUAGUGGGUUGGGCGGCUCACACGAAGAAAGCCCUUAAUGUCCCAGAUGUGAAAAAGAACAGCCAUUUUUCUGACUUCAUGGACAAACAAACUGGGUAUGUCACCAGGAACCUGCUGGCAACCCCGAUCGUGAUGGGCAAGGAGGUUCUUGCUGUGAUUAUGGCAGUCAACAAAGUAAAUGCAUCUGAAUUUUCCAAGCAGGAUGAAGAGGUCUUUUCCAAAUACAUCAACUUUGUUUCUAUCAUCCUAAAGUUUCAUCAUACCAACUACUUGUACAGUAUUGAAUCCCGAAGAAGCCAGAUCCUUAUGUGGUCAGCCAAUAAGGUGUUUGAAGAGCUCACAGAUGUUGAGCGGCAGUUUCACAAAGCUCUCUACACUGUUAGAACGUACCUGAACUGUGAACGAUACUCCAUUGGACUGCUGGACAUGACCAAGGAGAAGGAGUUCUAUGAUGAAUGGCCAAUCAAGCUUGGAGAAGUUGAGCCUUAUAAAGGUCCAAAGACACCAGAUGGCAGAGAAAUCAUCUUUUAUAAAAUCAUUGAUUACAUUUUACAUGGAAAAGAAGAGAUCAAAGUGAUUCCGACACCUCCAGCAGACCACUGGACUCUCGUUAGCGGGUUGCCAACGUAUGUUGCUGAAAAUGGAUUUAUAUGUAACAUGCUGAAUGCCCCUGCAGACGAAUACUUCACUUUCCAGAAAGGACCUGUAGAUGAAACCGGUUGGGUCAUUAAAAACGUCUUGUCCCUGCCUAUCGUCAACAAGAAGGAAGACAUUGUGGGAGUGGCUACAUUUUACAACAGAAAGGAUGGAAAACCUUUUGAUGAGUAUGAUGAACACAUUACUGAGACGCUCACACAAUUUCUUGGAUGGUCUCUUUUAAAUACUGACACCUAUGAUAAAAUGAAUAAGCUAGAGAACAGAAAGGACAUAGCUCAGGAAAUGCUCAUGAGCCAGACCAAAGCUACUCCUGAUGAAAUCAAGUCUAUUUUGAAAUAUAAAGAGAAGCUAAAUGUAGAAGUAAUUGAAGACUGUGAAGAAAAACAACUUGUCACAAUUUUGGUAAGUGAGGAGUCGAAGCUUGAGAGGGCAAUGGCUGUGCCCAGGGGCCCAUCGCUCCCGAGCUGGGCUCUUGAGUGGGCCCGGCACUCUCCAUUACAGCACGCCCAGAAACCCAGCUCCCUAGGCGCCUCUGGCCCUGAUGCCGCCCAGCCCCUGGCAGCUGUCGGUACCCCUGGAGCCCUCCCUGGAGCUGCCAGCGGCCGCUGGCUGGUGAACACGUGCAGCACGGAGCAAACGCAGCUCUGA
Molecule: messenger RNA, 2015 nt
Organism: Equus caballus (horse)
Lineage: Eukaryota; Metazoa; Chordata; Mammalia; Perissodactyla; Equidae
Source: RefSeq, a predicted model, not a curated record